CCCCCACUACUACGGUGGUAGAACUGGACAAGAGUGCUUGCUCUCAGACCCUACCCGUACCGGUAUUUGUUAUUCCAACCAUCCCCCUCCAUCCUCCCGAACCCCUUCUCUUCGGGGAUAGAUUUAAUUAGACGGCAGUCAAUCCCAACUUGCCCGCAUCCUUCUGUUUUUUCUCUCAUUGUUCCCUUCCUUCUCUUUCAUCAUUCAGAUCGGGUUCUUUGGUGCUUGCACAAACUUUAUUUCAACUUCUCCCGUUAUGACUGCCCCAGCUUCACCGCGUCUGUCCUCGUUAUCCAUCUCUGAAAGGAAGAAUGUCUUGGCCGGGAAGCAGGAGCAUUGUAUGUUUGUUGAAAUAUCCUCGCUCCUUGGGAAUACCCCGCUUUACCCCUUCUGCCGGGCCCGAGUGAAUAUUGACUCCUCCCAGAUCUCAAGAGGGAGCUUGUUUCCCGUCAGGUCCAGUUCGAGAUCUCGGAGCUCAACUCCCCAACAGCUUUACAACGUUUCGGAGCGCCUUUCCGCUCGCCCCUCGGAGAGGUCGCCCCUGUUGAUAGUGAGCUACCGAUCUUAAGAUACAUCUUUGUUCACCAUGUUAGAAAUUUCCCCUUUCUGGAUCAGGCGAGGGAGAGGGAAUUCUGGCAGGAUAGACUACAAGUAGUGAGUUUGCGGCCCCCGGGCCUGACGUGGGUAGCACUUAUGACAUUUAGUUCCUCGAAUCCUUUGCGAACAAACGGGUAUCGUCCUCCGAGGAUCGUUUAGAGGAGACCAAGCGGAGGAAGCUUGCCCUGAAGUGCGAAAAGGUUGUUGCUUUGAUGAUGAACUCUGGUAUCCCUACUGCGUCUGGCUAUGAAGAAUGUGUUGGGUUUGAUGAGAUUGAGGCUGCCGGAGGGGCCGACAGAGCUGCGAACGAGAGCGGUAUAUUGGUCAACAUGACGGAGGGGCAUUGGGUUAAUGGCUGGGAUGUCAACGUCGCUGCGGUGAGGCAGACAAGUAUCAAGAGAACCGUGCGGUAUCAUACACAUGCAGUAAGUAGGCGCGUCUGGCCUAAUCUUGGAUACUCUCUUAUCGCGCCCUUUUCCAGGAGUUCUUGAUUCGCACAAAGAGAAUGGAUCGGCCAGAUGUGAUUGUUGGCCGGAGAUAUGGUGCAUUCGUCCGUCUCCACCGAAAUGUAAGGGAUACGAGAAGGUAACGAAGCUGAGGGAUGCGGCCGCUGACAGCGUGACAGCUUCGGAAUGAGCUUCCGGGGAAGGUCCUCCCAGCUCUCCCGCGCAAGGUCGGUUCAUCUCAAAAGUCGACCGUGGGUUUGCUCUCUCUGUCAUCGGCCGACGACCGAUCCUCUAUGUACUCUGUGUCGACAACUUCCAGCAGCUCUGUGAAUGGAAAUGGCGGGAGGGGUGGUAACGGCCACAGACGGUCUCAAUCAUUAGGCACUUCAUUGGGCAUAAGCAAACAUAGUCGCAACGCUUCCCGAAACUCUUUGGCUAGCAGUAUAAAUGAACCGGUUACUCUCUGGCGUGAGAACCAGAGGAUAUCGUUAAGAGCAUUCCUGAGGGUCCUACUUGGCGAUAUCCAAAUUGCGAAAUCUAGGGCGAUGAAUGAGUUUCUGCUGAAAGACCCAAUUGCUUUGAAUGAAGAGGAGCUUAAUGAUGAGGCGAGGAGACGAGAAAUGGAUCAUAUCAGAAUUGAGGAGCAACAGAGGUUCUAUGAGAUUGCGAGGCAGAGAGCUCGAGAGCUUGAUGUUUACAUGGAGAGUUUUAGAAGGGAGAUUGUUGAAAGCAGUAAGUACCUUUUCCAGGUUGCUCCACCACCUUAUCCUGUGGUGCCAAUACUGACGUUUUCAAGAUGGGUUAACGAAACUUUUUGCGGAAAUAAGAGAGAAGGACAAACUUGAAGACCUUUCAAUUCAGUAUAAGAAGUUUGCGGAAUGGCUCCGGAUAGAGAUCGCCGCAACUAUCUAUCAUAUUUUCCUCGCCGAAGAUAACUCGCCCGAACUGUUUCAUCAAGCCAAGAGAAUACACUCCCUAAUCCCUUACACAAUCCUCAAGAAUGUCAUUCGCAUUGCUAAUCCGGCAGCUGUGAUGAACGGAGUACUGGAUCUAUUUCUGGCAACACCAUUUGGAUCCCGGUCAUUAAUGCAACGAAUUCUUUCUAUGGCUAUAAACGAUGGUAUUAGGCAGCUGCAAAAAGGCAUAGAUUCUUUGACUGUAAAAAUCGAUGAUCCGGUGCUCUGUAGCAAGCUGAGGCAGUUUACCGAAAUCGAUGAAGAGAUCCGCGAGGAGAUUAGAAGGGAUGCAGUUCUCGACCAGGUUGAUCUGGUUGUCGCUAUAUUGAGAUCGGAAAGGAUAGAGCCAGAACUAGAGCCAAAGCAGGUGGAGACUGUAUUCAACGCAUACGUCGGUUGGAACAGUGCGGUGGAAAGCGUGAGUCUCUGCAUGCAAUAGCUGGAUACGGGUGUCACGCUGAUGCUGGAUGGCGCAGGUCGACGAUAUGAGAGCAGGCGGACAAUUGUUCGCUUACCUAAAGCAGUUGUUGAAGCUGUAUACCAGACAGCGAGACAAGAAUAUGAUGUUGGCUAUAAUUGGAGAGGUGUGUAUAGCAUAGCCUUUCGGAGUAUGGGUCGUCUGCUGAUUACUCGGGGGGUUCAGCCAGUAACACUACAGCUCUUCCGCGAUCUCUUCACCAUCUUCUACGAGCCAUUAAUCAGGGUAUAUAAAUCGGCGAAUGUAUACAGCAGUGUAACAGACUUUGCCGUCUUUGCCGACGAUAUGGUGGAAGUUGUGGAAAAGGCGCAAAGCCAGGGUAAGCCCGUUCCUUUCCAGUUGGACGCUAGGAUCGAAAGUAGAAAGAAAUAUAUUGACGAUCUAAUCUACAGACAUGUCUUCAGACCCUAACCAGACCGUUCAGGCCUUCAUCGACCUUUGCGCUCGCCAUGAAGAUAACUUUUACAAAUUCGUCCACGAGGUCCAUAUCCAUGACGAUGGACUGUUUGAGAAGCUCAUGGGCUGGCUAGAGGGAAUUCUAUCGUUCCUUCGUAACGGCCCUAAAUCGGGCCCACUGGAUAUGAAUCGCCUUGUAGAAGAAGCCGUCCUACGCGGUGAUAUCGACGGCAAUAAAGCCAAGGCAGAGAUCGAUCAAUUAAUCAAAUGGCAAGCCCGAAGAAGGAAGUGGCAUGAAGACAAGACCAGACAAAAGAUGGCCAGCGGAGGUGACAUGAACGGGUGGCUCAACACUGCUCCUGACAACGCAUUUACGACCUCUGAUUUCGGCCUUAACUCGGUACUUCACCUCCCCCACUUCCCACACAUAAUGCGAGGCUGACAGAGCGAAAGGCUGACCUAGACGAACUAAACAACGUCGACGAUGACAACAACUCUAGCGAUGAGGACGAAUCUGACGACCAAGCCGACCCAAUCGAGGCCGAGAAACGUCGGAGGAAAAAGAAGCAGGACCAUUUAAGGCGUAGCGCUGGCGAGCCGGAGAAGCCGGAAGUCAGUGAGAUACUGAAGCUGCAGGCGGAAUUCUUACUGCAGCUUCGGAAUGUGCUGGCGGAGUAAUUGUAGUAGCGGGUAGGUUGACUGGGCUGAACUUGAUGAGUGAAAAUGGGAGGGGUUUUCAGGUGCCUGUUGUAAUGGAAAGUUUUCUUUUUCUUUUUUCUUAUGAUGGAACAGUUUCUUUUUCUUCUUUCUGUCUGUACAGUACUAUAGGAUGAGGGCUUUUCCUUGAUCGGGAGUGGCCUUUUAUAUCCUAUGCUUCCACGCCG
This is a messenger RNA of Tuber aestivum (summer truffle), 3757 nucleotides long. NCBI's taxonomy places the organism in Eukaryota, Fungi, Ascomycota, Pezizomycetes, Pezizales, Tuberaceae. The record is from the annotation of a GenBank genome assembly.